Molecule: messenger RNA, 3675 nt
Organism: Adineta ricciae
Lineage: Eukaryota; Metazoa; Rotifera; Eurotatoria; Adinetida; Adinetidae
Source: the annotation of a GenBank genome assembly
AUGAGUAACUACGACGUCAUUUGCGUACUGGGAAACCGUGGAUGUGGAAAAUCCCGUGUUUGUCAAUGGAUCAAUUCCCAACAAGGAAAUGGCAACAUCAUUGCUAUUGAAUCUGGUGACCCAUCAGCUUCUUCGUAUGGAUUUGAUUCGAAUCUAAUCAAUCAGCUGGUAUUUGAACAUCCGUUCGAAGAUGAAAUCUUUAAGAAUACAAUCUUACCUGAUCGAACAAGUGCAAAUCAGCGAAUCUACUGGAUUAUUCUAGAUUGUGAUGUUGACACAAUCCUAAAAAGAAUUCCGACGGCAUUGAAACAAGACGUAUGGUACACCAGGAAAGCUUUGCAUUACUAUCAGCAACGCUAUCGACAGUUAGGUGCUCAUUUCGGAAUACCAUUUCUUGACAUAACGAAUUCAGCUAUCGAAGAGAUUUCUCACGAAAUAUUCAGUAUUAUUCGCAACGACUCGAAUUUUUAUGAGCAUUACCGUCGAAUUGGCACACAAAUUCUAACGUAUGAUAUCAUCGAAAAACAUGACAUUGAAAAUCAACUCCAUUCAAUCAUUCGUCUUGAUGAAAUACCUAAUUUACCCGAAUAUGCGCAUGAAUUUACUAAUAUUGAUCAACGAAAAUUAUACACAAAGUGGUAUGUCAAUAAUCAAUCAUGCGAAAUUAAUUCCGAACGAAGUAUUCUCCGAUGCGGAGAAUAUGAUUUACCAAUCACCGGACCGAUAUUCAAACUAACUACGGAAGGUGAAUCGAAGAAGAUUUAUAAAGAAAUCAGCGGCAAUCCUUUAACGAAAAAUCUAGCUUUUAUCGUUUUGAAAUCGACGAUUUAUUCUCAUUCAAAACAAAUAACAGGAGAAAUCAAUAGUUUAGGAUCCAUUCGUGCAUGUGGCUCGCAAUUAUUCCUAGAAAUGAUGUGGCGAAAUGGUUUAAAACAUGCUUAUCGCUCGAUCAGUGCACACGGUAUUAUCGUUAGUGAUUUUGUCAAGGAAAUUUCUCCUAUGGAAAUCAUUGUAAAACGAUAUUGCGAGGGAACGGAUAAAAAUUCGUAUUAUGGAAUUUUAACCAACGAAAAUAUUGUUUCGCCGAGGACCAACGGGGAAUAUCGGUCUGGACCCUAUGUUCGAUUUGAUUGGAGAAAUCCAAAUCAUAUAUCACCAAAUACAAAACAAGCAUUAAAUGAAAAUAUUUAUUAUUACAUAUAUGAACAAUCGCUCGGGAAAGAAGAAUUUUUCAAGAAAAUUCUUGCGGACAAACAAUAUGCUAUACCGAUGGGCGAUAAGAAUAUCAGUGAAGAUCUUCUGACUGAUGUUAUUCAUCUUAAACAAACGAAACUGGCUGUUUUGAAAAUGUUCAUGGUGAUUCAGUCGUACUUCUCACGUGUGAAUUUUCUGAUCAAAGAUGUUUGUUUUAUGUUGAAUCGGACUGGUGAGCAAUUUUGGAGCGAAAUCAACCAGGAUUGUAUGCGAAUAACAAUGAAGGAUGAGAAGCAAACCAAGUUUGACAAAGACAUAUGGCGUAUUGGUGGAUCGAAAUCUCGAGAGCAAAUUCUACAAAAAUGGACUGAUUUUAACGAAAUGUUCAAAGAAUAUUUUAGGAAAAAUCGAUUUCAUCAAACAGAAUUAUUCGACUUGAAUUCCUACUUUUACCAAGAAGAAAUUCAUCGACUGUUAACCGAUGCAGAUCUAAGAAUUCCUAAGCAUUUACAAGAUUUAUGGUUGAACAUUCAAGGUAAAACAUCUCGUCGAGUUCUUGUUACUAUGGACAUGUUCAAUGGGCAGCCAGUCCUAGUGAAAAGUUCACAAGUUUGCGAAAUUCAUAGUAGUGGGGAUUAUCUGAAAGCCAUGGAAAAGCUUGCAAUCUUUCCGGAUAUAUUGGUUGUUGAUCUCAAUGGUGCAUUCGGUGAAAUUGACACAGCGAAUCGUCGAAUUAUCAAACAGUUAGCUCUAAAAUAUCAUGUGCAUACAGGUGGUGGCUUACGAACUAUCGAAGAUCUUGAAGAAAUGUUGAAUUCCGGCAUUCGUCGAUGUGUCAUGGCCAGUGGUGAAGAUUCGUUAUUCGAAAAAAUUCCCAAAGAUCGUCUGAUCGUUGAAAUAAGCGUCAACGAGAAAAACGAAGUACUGAUUCAUGGACGACGAACUAAUACACACGUAAAUAUCUUAACAAGACUUCAUCAAUUAAUUGAUGUUGGUGUCCGUGUUAUAAGUAUAACAUUUGUUCAAACCGAAGGGCAUCUUUCCGGAAUUCCUCGUCAACAAGUUCGGGAAUUAAUUUCACAAAUUCCGUAUGAUAUCGAAAAAAUUUAUAUUGCCGGUGGAGUUAGCUCAUUGGAUGAUUUGGAUUACCUUUGGUCGUUUCCUCGUAUUAUACCAGUCCUUGGUUCGGCUAUAUGGAAAAACAAGUUGACGAUCGGACAGAUCUAUAAUCGAAUGCUGUAUUUCGAUGAGAGUGGUCUUGUACCAGCGAUUAUCCAAGAUAUCAAUGGAUCAGUGAAAGGUUUAGUUUACAUGAAUGAAAAGUCGAUUGAGAAAACAUGUGAAAAUCGAGUUUUAUAUCGCUAUUCAAGAAAGUUACAACGAGUGAUCAUGAAAGGUGAAAUGUCCGGUGACCAACAACAGAUAAUCCAAUUAAGUGUUGAUUGUGAUUCGGAUGCGCUGCUGAUUACUGUUGAUUCACACAAACCAUUUUGUCACACAGGGAAUCAUAGUUGUUUCAAUGUGCAAACAAGUUUAAAAGGCAAUUUUGCUAUUCUAGCUGACCAUAUCAAAUCACGAAUGUCUACUGACAGUUACACCGGAAAAAUCCAACGAAAUCCUUCAUUAGCUCUAGUGAAAAUCAUGGAAGAAUUGUGGGAAAUUGUCGCUUGCCACCACGACAAUCAAAUCGACGAAUGCAGUGAUAUGAUUGCGCAUUUGAUAAUGUAUCUCAAUGGAAUGGGAAUAUCAAUUGAAGAUAUCUGUAAUGAAUUAAAUCGACGACGAUGGAUGGCAAGAGGUUUGACUACUCCUAUGAUUGAACAAAAACCUAAGGAAAUCAUAAUUGGAAUUACAAGUUCGAAAUAUACUGAUAAAACCGACAGAUUUGCUGAAGAAGAACUAGGCAUACGGAUCAGACGACAGUCCGGUCGUAAUUUUUAUGUUAGUGGACAAAUCAUCGAUCGAGACAAAUUUUCGAAAUAUUUUCAUUCAGAUGCAAAUUUUCAAAUUACGUUAUUUUCAAGUAAACCCAAAGAUAUGAUAUGGUUACUAGCAGCAAAACGUCUGACACAUAUCAUCACAUUUGAUCCAGUGGUCAAAAAUUAUCCAAAAACUUAUGCGACCGUGCAUGAAAUCGUCGAUCCAACGAUUUGUCUGGCAUUAGUAUGUCGUUCAGGCGAAUCGAUUGAACCGGCUAAAUGGACGAAAACGAAUAAAGUCCUCAUUGCCAGUGAAUACAUAUGUCAGACCACAAGAUUCCUUGAAGAACAUCAUAUCCAUCGACACACAUAUCAUAUAGAUAAAAUAAGUGGAGCAUCGGAAGCAUUUUUAGUCAAUACAAAGAAAUAUUUAUUAGCCGAUACCAUUGUUGAAAGUGGUAGAACGUUGAAACAAAAUCAAUUAGAAAUAUGGAAUGUUAUUGUGCCGAGAGGAGAAAUACGUAUUGGACUUUAUGAAUAUAUUUUUGCCAAAAAUGAAUAA